CUCUUAAACGAUAACAAGUACAUUUAGAACUGAACCAAACACAUACUUGACAAACGACGUCGGUGCAGUUAUACGGUGUCGUUUCAAUAAGAGCACUUCAUCACACGUACCUUUAUUUUUAUUUUUCCUCCGUUAAGUAAAUUCCACUCAUCUUCUUCAUCCAACAGAUCUGAUCAAUUUCUCUUUUCCCGGGAAAAAAAUCAACAAAACCAAUCAUCAAUCUCCGGUGAAGCCUCCCGUCGGAAACCAAUCGAGAGAAAAAAAUGUCUCACAACGACACGAUUCCGCUUUACCAAUCCUCGCAAUCAGACAUAGACGAGAUCGAAAACAUGAUGAACCAAGAAUUCCAAUCAGGACCCGGAACAGUCCUCCCCGCCCGUCCACCAAGCCCGAUCCGUCCCUCAAUCCCCGUCACUUCCUCCCCCUUCGUCCAAUCCAACCUCCCACCUCUCCCUCCUCCCUCCUCCUCCUCUCAGAAGGUGACGUCUGUCCCCGUACCUCCGUCUCUUCCUCCGCCUUCUUCAGGUAACUUCGGGGGAGGAUCCGAUGGGAAGACGAUCGGGGGAAGCGGGUUCGGGCCGCCGCCGAACACGUUGACGGAGCCGGUGUGGGAUACGGUGAAGAGGGAUCUGGCGAGGAUAGUGAGUAAUUUGAAGCUGGUGGUGUUCCCGAAUCCGAAUAGGGAGGAUCCCGGGAAGGCGCUUAGGGAUUGGGAUCUUUGGGGUCCGUUUUUCUUUAUUGUUUUCUUGGGGCUUACUCUCUCUUGGUCUGCUUCUGUUAAGAAGUCAGAAGUAUUUGCCGUGGCAUUUGCACUACUUGCAGCUGGAGCAGUGAUCCUCACACUAAAUGUGCUGCUCCUGGGAGGACAUAUAAUAUUUUUCCAAAGCCUAAGCCUUUUGGGUUACUGUCUGUUUCCACUGGAUGUUGGAGCAGUGAUCUGCAUGUUGAAGGACAAUGUGAUACUCAAAAUGAUAGUUGUGUGUGUGACUCUUGCCUGGAGCUCUUGGGCCGCUUAUCCUUUCAUGAGCGCAGCAGUGAACCCAAGAAGGAAGGCUCUUGCACUUUACCCUGUCUUCCUCAUGUAUGUCUCUGUCGGCUUCUUGAUCAUUGCCAUUGAUUGACUCUAUCUGAAAAAAAUGGAGAGAUAGUUUUCCUUUGAUUCAGUUUGGAAAUCAUUUGAUACAAAGUAGAUAGAGAAAUCUCCAACACCACGAACUAAUCUGAGUUCUAGUGAGAUCAUAUGUAUUAUAUGCUCUUUAAACACUUUUUUGUUAAAUUCUGGUCGACUUGACUUUAUUUGGUGUAUGAGACCUUUGAUUGAGAAUCGUUGUAACAAAGUUCUUAUGCUAAGACCAGGCUGUUUUGUUUACCUUAUGAUACACAAUAAUGCUAACUGUACAUGACUUUGUAUUACGAACUACAAUUUAUUUUAAGGGAUUUCCA
This is a messenger RNA of Eruca vesicaria subsp. sativa (arugula), 1443 nucleotides long. Lineage: Eukaryota; Viridiplantae; Streptophyta; Magnoliopsida; Brassicales; Brassicaceae. The record is from the annotation of a GenBank genome assembly.